GGUUUGGUUGAGGAAUCCACUAAAAUCCAGAAACCAAAUCCAACCGUCCGGUUGUUCAGUCCCCACCAACGAGAUGAAUCUGAGGAAACCGGCUGCCGGAAGGCCAUCUGGAACCGAUGGCUCUGAUUUUUCCUAUCGUAUGGUCGUCGAUUCUCGGUAUCAAAAGGUUGCCAAAGGGAAAUCUCGUUUCCAUACUCUGAUUUUAGCUCAGGUUAUCAUUCAAUUUUGUGGAGUGGUAUACUUGUUUAUAUUGACAUCAAAAAAAGAGACUCCCGAUAAACUUGCUAUUUCAUCUGCUAUCACUGGUUUCUUUUCAUUGUUGGUUGGAGAACUAGGUCGAAGGCACAGCCGUGCAAGUCUUUUGAAAGUAUAUAUGAUUACUUCAUCCCUUGCACUCCUACUACUUUUUGUUGAUGUCUCUCAGGGUAAUUAUACAUUUGAGGGUAUUGGGGAUCUAAGUAAUUGGCAAACAAAGCAGCUCGAACUUUUCGAGAUGAUCCGCAUUUCUCUUGGGGCUCUGCUUCAAAUAUUUUCAAUCAGCACAGUGAUUUCCCUCAUCUGUAACAUGUCUCCUCCAAAACGUGCCUCUUAAAUUAUUGUGUACCAAUUACCAAACCAUUGUCCUUCCAACGACUCUUCUGGAUUCUGUGUCCAAAAAUCAUGUAAAAGAAAGCUUGAAUUUGUCUUUCCUACAUCAUUUUUGAAGAAAUGUUUCACUUGGGGAGCCUUAUUGAGAAUUUGAUGAAAUUUUGUAUGUUGAAAUCACUUGGGGGCCCUUAUUGAGAAUUUGAUUUUAAAAAAGUACUUGGUGGGAUUGACAAUGAUUGAACUCUUUGUUACAUUUCUUUUAAGUCCUGGGCUAUACUUGAAUUGCUUAAAAUGCGCAUUUAAUUAUGUUGAAUUAGUGUUAUUGUGUCUAAAAAAA
This is a messenger RNA of Benincasa hispida (wax gourd), 925 nucleotides long. Its product is annotated as jagunal-like protein. Gene Ontology annotation, biological process: vesicle-mediated transport; endoplasmic reticulum organization. NCBI's taxonomy places the organism in Eukaryota, Viridiplantae, Streptophyta, Magnoliopsida, Cucurbitales, Cucurbitaceae. The record is from RefSeq and is a predicted model, not a curated record. Gene Ontology annotation, cellular component: endoplasmic reticulum membrane.